Eublepharis macularius is the source of this 2050-nucleotide messenger RNA. RefSeq names its product kelch like family member 28 (gene KLHL28). The record is from RefSeq and is a predicted model, not a curated record. NCBI's taxonomy places the organism in Eukaryota, Metazoa, Chordata, Lepidosauria, Squamata, Eublepharidae. Gene Ontology annotation, molecular function: protein binding. The coding region runs from base 182 to 1897 and encodes 571 amino acids. The transcript is spliced from 5 exons.
AGUCCUCCUCGGACAUCCGGGGCUUCCCGUUCCCCUCGGUCGCAAGCCGGGCGCCUCUGACGCGCCUUCCGUCUCCGCUCCUGUGGAGGGGCCUGAGAGGAGCCAGGGGCGCCUUCCCCGCCGCCUGCUCGCCGCCGCCUGCUCGCCCACGCCUGCCCCGGGCCCCGCGCCCGCGACUCCGAUGGACCAGCCGUCUCCCACCUACAUGAUUGCCAACUUAACUCCCUUGCACUCCGAACAGCUCCUUCAGGGCCUCAACCUCCUCCGACAGCACCAUGAGCUCUGCGACAUCAUCCUGCGCGUCGGGGAGGUCAAGAUCCACGCGCACAAAGUGGUGCUGGCCAGCAUCAGCCCUUACUUCAAAGCCAUGUUCAGCGGCAACCUUUCCGAGAAGGAGAACUCGGAAGUGGAAUUCCAGUGCAUUGCGGAGGCCGCUCUGCAGGCCAUCGUGGAGUAUGCUUACACAGGGACGGUCUUCAUCUCGCAGGACACCGUGGAGUUGCUCUUGCCGGCGGCCAACCUGCUCCAGAUUAAGCUCGUGCUGAAGGAAUGUUGCACUUUCCUGGAAAGCCAGCUGGAUCCCGGGAAUUGCAUUGGGAUCUCUCGCUUUGCAGAGACGUACGGCUGCCACGACCUCUACCUGGCUGCCAACAAAUACAUUUGCCAGAACUUUGAAGACGUUUGUCAGACAGAAGAGUUUUUUGAGCUUACGCAUUCUGAGCUGGACGAAAUUGUUUCCAAUGAUUGCUUAAAUGUGGUUACAGAAGAGAUGGUCUUUUACGCACUGGAGUCUUGGAUAAAGUACGAUGUGCAGCAGCGCCAGAAGUACCUGGCGCAACUGCUGCACUGUGUGCGCCUGCCUCUGCUGAGCGUCAAGUUCCUCACGAGGCUCUAUGAAGCCAACCACCUCAUUCGCGAUGACCACACCUGUAAGCACCUGCUGAACGAAGCCCUGAAGUACCAUUUCAUGCCUGAACACAGGCUGUCUUACCAGACGGUGCUAACGACGCGCCCUCGCUGUCCUCCUAAAGUGCUCUGUGCUGUGGGAGGGAAAGCUGGACUCUUUGCUUGCUUGGAAAGUGUGGAGAUGUACUUUCCUCAGAAUGAUUCCUGGAUCGGUUUGGCGCCCCUCAGCGUCCCUCGCUUUGAAUUUGGAAUUUGUGUUCUGGACCAGAAGAUCUACGUGAUAGGAGGGAACGCCACCCACAUGUGUCAAGGCAUCAGCUAUCGCAAACAUGAAAGCUCUGUGGAAUGCUGGGACCCUGACACGAACACCUGGGCAUCGCUGGAAAGCAUGAAUGAGAGCAGAACCACGCUGGGGGUGGCUGUUCUGGCGCGAGAAAUCUACGCCUUGGGGGGCUACGAUGGACAGUCCUACUUGCAGUCAGUGGAGAAGUACAUUCCGAAAGUAAAGGAGUGGCAGCCCGUCGCCCCCAUGAGCAAAACCCGGAGUUGUUUUGCUGCAGCUGUUUUGGACGGAAUGAUCUAUGCCAUUGGCGGCUACGGCCCCGCUCAUAUGAACAGUGUGGAACGAUACGAUCCCAGCAAGGACUCGUGGGAAACAGUCGCUCCGAUGGCUGACAAACGAAUAAACUUUGGUGUUGGAGUUAUGCUGGGCUUCAUUUUCGUAGUCGGAGGACACAACGGAGUUUCUCACUUAUCCAGCAUUGAGCGAUACGACCCUCACCAAAACCAGUGGAUUGUUUGUCGGCCAAUGAAGGAACCCAGAACAGGAGUUGGUGCUGCUGUCAUUGACACUGACCUUUAUGUGGUCGGCGGCCACUCCGGUUCCUCCUACCUGGACACUGUCCAGAAAUACGAUCCCCUCUCGGACACCUGGCAGGACGUGGCUGGCAUGAUGCAUUGCCGAUGCAACUUUGGCUUGACUGCACUUUGAAGAGGCUGCGCUGGUGGACGCAACUGGCUUGAAGGUGCCUGGCGAACGGGGCCCGGAUGCUGCCUUCCUGGGAGUCGGGAGAAAGGGCUGAAGGCUUGCUUGAAGCGCAGACUGCUGAUCCCCACUGAGAAUGUGGUUCUGGUGGUUCUUAAU